Guillardia theta CCMP2712 is the source of this 2154-nucleotide messenger RNA. RefSeq lists its product as hypothetical. Gene Ontology annotation, molecular function: ubiquitin protein ligase binding. The coding region runs from base 1 to 2154 and encodes 717 amino acids. The record is from RefSeq and is a predicted model, not a curated record. Gene Ontology annotation, cellular component: cullin-RING ubiquitin ligase complex. The transcript is spliced from 19 exons. NCBI's taxonomy places the organism in Eukaryota, Cryptophyceae, Pyrenomonadales, Geminigeraceae. Gene Ontology annotation, biological process: protein ubiquitination; ubiquitin-dependent protein catabolic process.
AUGCAGGAAGGAUUUGACAAGUUUAUCGAGAUCAUGGAAGGCGGUUUUAGAGAACCAUUUGCGCUUUCCCUGCAUUCUGAGCUAUACACGAACUGCUAUGCGAUGUGUACGCAGAAGGCACCGAAUAAUUAUGCAGAUCAACUCUAUCAGAAAUACGGAAUGAUCUAUGAAACCUACCUGCAUGCAACUGUCCUCCCAGCUAUCAAAUCAAAAAAGGGAGAGGCUAUGCUGCACGAAUUUGCCAAAAGGUGGAAGAAUCACAAGCUCCUUGUCCGACAGAUGUGGAAGCUGUUUGUGUAUCUGGACCGCUUCUACAUUAAACGCAUAAGCGGUCUGCCUCUUAAAGCAGUGGGUGUUCAAAAGUUUGAGCAGGUUGUGUUCAAUGCAGUCAAAGAAGAUGUACGAGCAGGCAUCUUGGGAAUGAUUGAGAAAGAAAGGGAAGGCGAAGACGUAGAUCGAGAACUUCUCAAGUCUGUUGUAAAUGUAAAGUUGGGGGACAUUGGCGCAGCAAGAUUCAAUGUUUACAACAAAGAGUUGGAGCAAAACCUACUGGCUACCACCAGUGAGUUUUAUGCAAGAGAAAGUGCCCAAUGGAUUGCAACAGACAGUUGUCCAGAGUACAUGAAGAAGGCCGAAAACAGGUUGCAGCAAGAAGUGGAGAGGGUGCACGCGUAUCUUCACAGUGUCAGUGAAGAAAAGCUUCUGAAGGAAUGUGAGAACCAGCUGCUUGCUGUACACCAAACUGCCUUGUUGGACAAAGAAGAGACUGGUUGCAGAGCUCUUCUUCGUGAAGGAAAGACUGAAGAUCUUGCAAGAAUGUACAAAUUGUUUACAAGGUUACCAAAUAGUCCGGAUUGUGGCCUACAGCCAAUCAGUCAAAUCGUGCGAGAGCAUAUUGUAGAUGUCGGAAUGAGCUUGGUCAGGAAGCAAGAGGGAGAAAAGGAUCACUCAAACUAUGCGCAGCAGUUGAUUGAACUUCAUGAUCAGUACUUGGCCUUGGUGAAUGGACCCUUUGGCAACAAUACCCUUUUUCAGAAGGUCUUGAAAGAGGCCUUUGAAGUUUUCGUGAACAAGGACAUUGGCUCGACCACAACCGCGGAGCUUUUGUCUUCUUUCUGUGACAACAUUAUGAAGACUGGUGGAGACAAGAUAGAAGGAGAGAUCGAUUCUAUUCUUGACAAGAUUGUGAUGCUCUUCUCCUACCUGAGUGAUAAGGACAUGUUUGCUGAGUACUACAGAAAACAACUAGCGAAGAGAUUGCUCCUCAAUCGCAGUGCAUCGGAUGAUGACGAGAGAAGUUUGAUCACCAAGCUGAAGUAUCGAUGCGGUGCACAAUUCACCUCCAAGCUGGAGGGAAUGCUUACAGAUAUGAAUGUUUCUAAGGAUGGGCAGAAUAACUUCACGCAAUGGAUGAAAAAUAAUGAUAUCAACCUAGGAAUGGAAUGCUCUGUUACAGUGCUCACAACCGGAUUCUGGCCCACUUACAAAGUUGACGAAGUCAACCUGCCAAACGAGCUUGUCAAGUGUGUGGAUAAGUUCACCCAAUUCUACGAAUCCAGAACAUCUCAUCGCAAGUUGAAGUGGAUUCAUACCCUUGGAACAUGUGUAGUAUUGGGCAGAUUUGACCCAAAACCGAUCGAUUUGGUUAUUUCUACUUACCAAGCAUGUAUUUUAAUGCUGUACAAUCAGCAAGAGGAAUACACAACUCAGGAGAUUGCGAACGCGACCAAGCUUCCCAUGGAAGAGCUAAAGAAGUAUCUUCAGACAUUAGCCUUGAGCAAGUACCAAAUUCUCACCAAAACCCCUAAGGGCAAGGAGAUAGCAGAUUCCGAUGUGUUCACUUUCAAUCGCAAGUUCACAGAUCGUCAGAGGAAGAUCAAGAUGUCGCUCCUUGUUACCAAGGAUGAGAAGUUGUCGACAAAGCAAACUGUUGACGAGGAUAGGAAACAUGCUGUGGAGGCGUCCAUCGUCCGUGUGAUGAAGGCGAGGAAGACGAUGGCACACCAGCAGCUGGUGAUGGAAGUCUCCCAACAGCUCAUGAAGCUGUUCAAACCCGAUCCCAAGGUGAUCAAGAAUCGCAUUGAGAGUCUCAUCUCCAGAGAGUACUUGGAGCGUGACAAAGACAACAACGGCGUUUAUAAAUAUCUCGCUUAA